CUCUGUAUAAAACUCUGAAUGUCUGCAGAAUAGUCUGUCGGUCUCUGUCUCUCUGUCCCGUCUGUCUCCUGUGUCUGGUGGUACCACACACCUUCAUACAGCCAUGUCAGAUGUAGAAGAGGAAUACGAGGAGCAGGAGGCCGAAGAGGAGCCCGAGCCUGAGGAGCACGAGGAGACCGAGCAUGCAGAGGAGGAUGGAGGAGAGCAGCAUGAAUAUCAAGAUCAAGACACCUACGAGGAAGAUCAAGACGCCCACGAGGAAGAUCAAGACGUCCAGGAGGAAGAGGAGGAACGCCCCAAACCCAAACCUCUGGUGCCUCAACUGGCCCCUCCAAAGAUUCCUGAGGGAGAGAGGGUGGAUUUUGAUGACAUCCACAGGAAGCGUAUGGAGAAGGACUUACUGGAGCUGCACACUCUGAUCGACGUCCACUUCGAACAGAGGAAGAAGGAUGAGGAAGAACUCAUCGGCCUCAAGGACCGAAUUGAACGUCGCCGGUCAGAGAGAGCUGAGAUCCAGAGGGUUCGAGCAGAGAAGGAGAAGGACAGACAAAACAGGAUUGCGGAGGAGCGUCACAGGAAAGAGGAGGAAGAAGCCAAGAGGAAGGCCGAUGACGACCUCAAGAAGAAGAAAGUGCUGUCCGGCAUGGGAGCGAACUUUGGAGGCUUCCUGGCGAAGGCUGAGUCGAGGAAGGGCAAGCGUCUGACAGGCAGAGAGAUCAAGAAGAAGACUCUGGCGGAGAGGCGGGAGCCGCUGGGCAUCGACAAUAUGAGGGAGGAUUCUCUCAAGCAACGGGCUCAGGAGAUGUGGAACUGGAUCUACCAGCUGGAGUCUGAGAAAUUCGACUUUAUGGAGCACAUGAAGCACCAGAAAUAUGAGAUCAUCGUGCUGCUGAACAGAAUCCAACACGCUCAGAAAUUUAAAAAGGGCCAUGGCAAAGGGAAGGUGGGAGGUCGCUGGAAGUAAAUAAAGCAGGAAUCACAUUGAUAACAAAACGUGAAGGCAGAAUAUGAACAGAGGAAACACAUAUUUCCUCUGUGUGUGACAGAUACUGAUUGUUUCUUAAAAAGAUGGAUUAAUAAUAAAACACCAUGCACUCAG
Molecule: messenger RNA, 1099 nt
Organism: Plectropomus leopardus (leopard coralgrouper)
Lineage: Eukaryota; Metazoa; Chordata; Actinopteri; Perciformes; Serranidae
Source: RefSeq, a predicted model, not a curated record